UUAGUAAAACUGUAUCAUGAGGGGAUUUGUCUGUUCGAGGCGAUAUUCGCAAUGCUUUUGAUUAUCCUAAAUUAUAUUUACUUUUUUCAGAUACUUUCCUUUACUAUUAAUAUGAGCGAAGUAUUACAAAAGACUAAUUAUAUCUUUGGAUCUAUGUUCGUAAUAUACAUUUAUCAUUACCUUGGACAAAAAUUGAUAGAUCAUCACACCGAAAUAUAUAUAAAAUUGUGCCAAAUUCCAUUUUAUACGUUAUCUUUGAAAACGCAAAAACUUUUACUAUUUAUGAUAAUGAAAAGCAUGAUGCCAUGCAAUCUUUCUGUUAAAGGAGUGAUCGUAUUAUCCCAUUAUCUUUUUGGCACGGUAAAAUAA
This is a messenger RNA of Vespa crabro (European hornet), 369 nucleotides long. RefSeq lists its product as uncharacterized. The transcript has 3 exons. The record is from RefSeq and is a predicted model, not a curated record. Gene Ontology annotation, cellular component: membrane. Bases 52 to 369 code for a protein of 105 amino acids. Gene Ontology annotation, biological process: sensory perception of smell. Lineage: Eukaryota; Metazoa; Arthropoda; Insecta; Hymenoptera; Vespidae. Gene Ontology annotation, molecular function: olfactory receptor activity; odorant binding.